Messenger RNA from Pollicipes pollicipes, 540 nucleotides. RefSeq names its product protein O-mannose kinase. The transcript is spliced from 3 exons. The coding region runs from base 1 to 540 and encodes 179 amino acids. Gene Ontology annotation, molecular function: carbohydrate kinase activity; phosphotransferase activity, alcohol group as acceptor. The record is from RefSeq and is a predicted model, not a curated record. Gene Ontology annotation, biological process: carbohydrate phosphorylation; protein O-linked glycosylation. Lineage: Eukaryota; Metazoa; Arthropoda; Thecostraca; Pollicipedomorpha; Pollicipedidae. Gene Ontology annotation, cellular component: endoplasmic reticulum membrane.
AUGGCGGCGUGCCGGCCGCUGCUCGGGUGCGCCGACCUGGCUGAGCUGAGUCUCGGCCCGCUGAUCGGUCAGGGCAGCACCAAGAGCGUGUACCGCGCGCUGUGGCGCAGCCGGGAGGUGGCGCUCUCGACGCUGGCUGAUCCCCGGCUGCGGCCGGACUUCCUGCAUGGUCUGGAGAUGCUACAGGCUUUGGGGCCGUCCGACCGCGUGGUCCAGCUGGUCGGCUUCUGUCGCGCCACGGGCGUGAUUAUCACCGAGCUCCAGCCGCUUGGGGAUGCGAGCCGCGUGGCGCGCGAGGUCUACGCAGAGGUGCUGGACUACCUGCACAGCUCGCCGGUCGGCCACCGCGUCAUGUGCGACACGAACGAUCUGCAGAAGACCCUGCAGCAGUUCCUGGUGACGUCAGACCAGCGGCUGGUGCUCCAUCGGAUGCACAAGAAAUGUCGCAGCCCCGAGCCGUCGGCGAGGCCGUCGGCCAAGCAGGUAAUCUCGGAGUAUGCUCGUGUUAUUCGCGACCUGGAGCAGUCUGAGCCCAACUGA